Molecule: messenger RNA, 2958 nt
Organism: Ornithorhynchus anatinus (platypus)
Lineage: Eukaryota; Metazoa; Chordata; Mammalia; Monotremata; Ornithorhynchidae
Gene: RIC8A
Product: RIC8 guanine nucleotide exchange factor A
Exons: 10
Coding region: 215-1846 (543 amino acids)
Biological process (GO): G protein-coupled receptor signaling pathway
Cellular component (GO): cytoplasm; plasma membrane
Molecular function (GO): guanyl-nucleotide exchange factor activity; G-protein alpha-subunit binding
Source: RefSeq, a predicted model, not a curated record
AAAAGAGGGAGAGGGAAGGGAUUGGUCAGCGGCUGACCCAUUUGCUCAGCUCUCCAUGUAGCAGACUGAGCGAUCUCCGGCUCUCUCCCCUCCGUCCCCCACCCACCCGAUCUGGGAAGCUCCCCGUCUCGGCCUCCCCUUCCCUCCUCCCUGCAGCUCCUGCACCCCUAGAUCCCUCCAGCUGCUUCCUGCGGGUCCCCUCCGGCCCCCGACCAUGACCGUGGAGCCCCGGACCGUGGUGGCCACGGUGGAAAACGGACAACAGGACGCCGUCCUGCGGGUGCUGCAGAUCUACAACAAGGAGAAAUCCCAGUGCUUUACGUUCGAAGAUGAAGAGCGGGAAGACCGAAAGAAAAUGGGGCAGCUGCUGAUCGAGUUCCUGGAGCGAGACCUGCAGCCGUCCUGUCAGGUGACGUGCCUGGAGGCCAUCCGCAUCCUGUCCCGGGACAAGGGUUGCCUGGACCCGUUCACCAGCCGGGAGAGCCUGCAGACCCUGGCCCGCCACGCGGGCAUCCAGUACUCGGAGGAGUUCGUGCGGGAGCUGCUCGACCUGGACGUGACCCUGGAGGCCCUCAAGUGCCUGUGCAAUAUCGUCUUCAGCAGCCCGCGGGCCCAGGCGCUGACCGCCGAGGCCCAGCUGGUCGUCGGCCUGACCGAGCGGGUCAAGCUGUACAACCAGGGGAGCGUCCCCCACGACGUCAAGUUCUUCGACCUGCGCCUCCUCUUCCUGCUGUCCGCCCUGCGGGUGGACGUCCGGCAGCAGCUGGCCCGGGACCUCCGGGGGGUCAGCCUCCUGACCGACGCCCUGGAGCUGACCCUGGGGGCCACCUGGCUGGACCCCCACGAGGUGGCCGCCGAGUGGAGCCCCCCGCCGCCCCUGCCCCGCCAGGAGACCGAGCGGGCCAUGGAGAUCCUCAAGGUGCUCUUCAACAUCACCUUCGACUCCAACAAGAAGGAGGCCGACGAGGAAGACGCUGCCCUGUUCCGGCACCUGGGCGCCCUUCUGCGCCACUGUUUGAUGAUUUCCGCUGACGGGGAUGACCGGACCGAGGAGUUCCACAGCCACACCGUCAACCUGCUGGGCAACCUGCCCCUCAAGUGUCUCGAUGUCCUCCUGACCCCCAAGCUGCACCCGGGCUCUUUGGAGUACAUGGGGGUGAACAUGGACGCGGUCAACGUCCUCCUGGACUUCUUAGAGCGCCGCCUGGACAGGGGCCACAAGCUGAAGGAGAGUGUGACCCCUGUGCUGAAUCUGCUGACCGAGAGCUCCCGUGUCCACCGCCAGACUCGAAAAUUCCUCAAAGCCAAGGUGCUGCCUCCGCUGCGGGAUGUGAGGAACCGCCCCGAGGUCGGGAACCUGCUGCGGAACAAGCUGGUGCGCCUCAUGACCCACAUCGACACCGACGUGAAGCACUGCUCCGCCGAGUUCCUCUUCGUGCUCUGCAAGGAGAGCGUGUCCCGGUUCGUGAAGUACACCGGCUACGGGAACGCGGCCGGCCUCCUCGCCGCCCGGGGCCUCAUGGUCCCCGGCCACAGCCGGGUGGAGGGCGAGUACUCGGAGGACGAGGACACGGACACGGAGGAAUACAAGGAAGCUAAGCCCAACAUUAACCCGGUGACAGGGCGCGUGGAGGAGAAGCUCCCUAACCCCAUGGAGGGGAUGACGGAGGAGCAGAAGGAGUACGAAGCCAUGAAGCUGGUGAACAUGUUUGACAAGCUCUCCAGGCAACAAGUUAUUCGGCCCAUGGGGAUGAGCCCGGGGGGGACCCUCACGUCUCUGCAGGAGGUGAUGCGCCAGUUGGCCGAGGAGAGGUCAUCGGACGACUCGGACCUGGGCUUGGAUUGACCAACCCACCCCGCCCCCUCCGCCCCCGCCCCCGGGACCGCCGGCCCCCUCCGCUCUCCUUCCAGGAUCGGGGCCGCAGCCGGGGGGCUAGGGCUGGGAUCCCCUCAUUCCCAGCGGGCGUCGGGGCCGGUCACCUCCUGAACCCAACAGAGCGAGGCCCCGUCCCCUCCACGGACAGGAAAUCCCACCCCCACGCCUCCCCGCACCCUCUCUCUCUCUUCCCCCAGAUCUCUCCCCGUCUCGACUCCCAACCCCCAGACUCUCCUGGGAUUUGGGAGGGUUGGCGCCCUACAGAUCCCAGGAGCCUCGAGGCCCAUCUGCUCAUCCCCAGAGAUCAGGGAAGGGAGGGGGAGAAGGAAAGAACCCUUGCCUCACCUCCCCCAAAACACGAGAGGUCGGGAGCGGGCAGAACGGCGAGGGAAGGAGGCCCGGUGUCCGGGGAUGGGGCUUGGGGGUAGAGGGGUGAGGCCCCGAGCUGGGGCACGUAGGAGAGGGCGUGCGUGUGGGGAGGGGAGGGUGGGUGUGGGCCCGGGCGGGUGUGCGUGGCAUCUAUCGCUAGGGACAGGCGGCCCCAGGAACGGAAGGGCGGGCGGACGGGCACCUCCGAGCCGGCCCGGGGGCAGGCAGGCGGGCGGCGUCUCCCUCCCUGCAGAACUGCCAACCGGGGCCCGCGAUGCGGUUCCGGCUGGGGAAGGGAGUCGGGGUGCACGGGGGCGAGGACCUCGGCGGGGCGGGGGGUGGGGGGAAGGGGGCCGCAGGCAUGCCCGCUCCCAAGGCGGCGAGCGGGCGCGAGCUCUGCCCCCCGGAGCCGGGUGUGUGGGUCUGGGUGGCCAUCCCUCUGCUGCUCCCAUCUUUCCCGGAGACGGAGAGUCUCCACUGGCUUGCGCUGCCCGCUUUGACGCCUCUGAACCCGUAGUCCUUUCUACUUGUGACUUGUGAGCAGCCCCCCCGCCCCCCUCUCCCCUCACACUUAGCUUAGACCUUAUUUAUUUGAAGGAAAAAAAACCACAAAAAAAACCAAAACCUUCCGAUGUGUCUGUGUACUGAGGUUUGCAGAGUAGAGCGCUAUAGCUGUGAACGCAUUGUGCUGGAAUAAAGAACCGUUUCUGGCC